AUUGUGUAUAUGACAUGUGUCAUAAUGUUUACAGAUUGAAAAAUGUCCGAUGCAGUCUCGCGGCCAGACGACCUUGUUCAGAGAGGUCCCAAAGUGCACGUGUGGUUUUCACACUCAAAAGGCCACAGUCUCUACUGGACAAGCACCAAUGGUUGUGGAGCAACAGUCUGCCGCUACUGGACCAGCACAGGAGGUCAUGGAGCAGAGUCAACCUCAGCCUCGACUCCAGCCCCAGCCACGGCCUACUGCAUCUGUGACAUCUAGGAUAAUACCAAGUUUGUCAAUGUUUACCAAGCCAAGAUUUGGUGGGUCCCACAUUUCUGCCGCAAAGCCAAAUCUAAGUGUGUCUAGGAGACCAUCUCAGGUUGAUGACCAACCCAGCACAGCAGUGUCCAGUGCCCCUACACCAAGCACCACUGUCUCUACACAAGAUCCUGGAGUUCCAGCCUCUGUCCCCAGAACCACUGCAGAUGUGACCAGUCCUGAGUCUUGCGGUAUUGUCUCGACUGCUCCUUCCGGGGCGUCAUUGCAAGCUCCAUCUGCAGUUCGACUGCACCGUUUGUGGUCGGAGACCUUGCCGCCAGAGGACCACAGGUGGAUUGCCAGCAGGCUUUUUAAAAUGGGGCCCAAGGGAAAACCAGAGCUUCGAGACAACCUACAGCUCUGGUAUUACCCACCACAGCCAGCACUUAUUUAUAACCAGGCUCCAGCUCCAGACAGAUUUUUUUGUCAUGCUCUGUUGCUGUGGAUGCCGUACAAGCUGUGGAAGAUCAAGGCUGUCUGUCCCAAUUCUGCUUGCGGGCAGCAUCAGCUAACAGGAGGCGGUCUGCACAAAAGGGCACGGCAGGUUCUGGACAUCGAUAGGAUGUACAACAUGGUCACAGAAACCCUCAUCUGUACCAAAUGUAAAGCCUCGCAUGUGUCCUGGAGUCAGACUGUCCUGCAACAGCUGGAUCUGGGUCAUCGCUCUGAAUUUCGGGUCAUCCUCACGCGGAAGUAUGCCUGUGAUAUGAGAGUCAUUCGGCUCCUGCGUGAGCGUGGCCUAGGCAACAGUCCCACGCGGGUCAUCAAACAGCUGCGUGAGAACCACAGCGAGGAGUGGCUCCAGCGUAUGGCCCGGUACACCACCCAAUGUGUGGACUUCCUCAAACGACCCGGGGUGUUGCAAAUACCAUUCCAGGAACCCCCAGAGCCUACAGUGGUGCCAAGCUGCAAGUGGCUGCUCACCGUGUACAGCCAAGACAUCCUGACAAGACUGGAUGAAAUCCAUGCAAGGAUAACAUCCACGUAUGGUUCAGUCUUGAAAAUGGAUUCCACUAAAAAGAUCACUAAGAAGCUGGCUGGGACGGCAAGGGGAACGGGACUCUGGCUUACCUCUGUUGGCAAUGAGUUUGGUCAGGUGCUCAUGAGUGUGCUGACAGCACAGGAAGGAGCAGGACUGGACAUGAUGGUCGAUGGUCUGGUGAAGAGGUACCAGCAGGCUAGUGUGGAUCCACCUGCUGUUUUGUAUGUGGACUGUGGCUGCUGCACUGAUGUGGGUGAGACCAAGCUGAAAACCAGAUUCAGAGGUUGGCCUGAUCUCAUGAUUCGCUUGGACAUCUGGCAUUUUAUGCGCAGGAUUGCCGUGGGGUGUACAACUGAUGCCCAUCAGCUGUAUCCCAUCUUCAUGUCACGGCUGUCAGCGUGCAUUUUUGAGUGGGAUGCGGCUGAUGUUUCUAUGCUUCGCAAAGCAAAGAGAGAGCUGUUGAUAUCCCAGGGUUGGCCUGCGCUGACAGAUGAAGAUGUCAACAAGCAUCUUACCAGGGAUGAGCUGGCACUCCAUUGCCGGAGGAGGACCUGUGGAGAGGAGACUACCAUCCUUCUCCUUGAGCGGCUGCUCACAGAGCUCCUGAGCAGCAAGGGCAAAGACUCCCUGGGGGUUCCUCUCCUGGACCGAGAAAGGAUGGAGCACAUCUGGAAUGUCCAGAAGAAGCAUGUUAAAUGCAUUCAAGACCCCCCUGGUGUUAUGCUCUAUACAGAGACAGGGAGUCUAAACAAGGGAGGCGUUCUUCUGAAGACCUACAGAUGUGCCAGAGGCUCCACUUCUCUCGAGUCCUUUCAUUUACACCUAAACCGUUUCAUCCCAGGUAUGUCUUUGUCACACACACUGUGCAUGUGUAAAGAAAGAGCAUUAAGGACCAGUGCAAACAGUCUGAACUUUCAGAUUUAUCUGCUGGAGGGUCUACACCGGUGGAACCAGGACCGGGAGGCUGCUUCCCUGUCAUCGGAGCCAUCAGCUUUGCGCAGCUACACAGGAGAACUUGUUCACUGUGUAAACAGCAAUUAUGAAAAGCUGUUUGGCAGGAAAGUGGUCCCCACGUUUUGUCCCCCUGCAUGUUACACCGGUGAGCUCAUUGGAGUGCAGUAUCUGUUCCAGCAGACUGGUCAGGCACUGCAGGACAUGAAUCCAGACUCUGAGCAGACAGCAGAGCUCAUUGAGGACCUCAGUGUGGAGGAGCGAGAUGAAGAUGAGGGCUUCUGUGACAUCAGCGAGGAUCACACAAUAGCAGAUCCGGAGGCUGUUCUGUCACCGCCCUCUUCCACACUGACACUGGGUUCUUCCACCCUGGUCACCAGCAGUGCCACACCUGUACUGGGCUCCACAUCCCCUCCACUGGUCCCUGACCCCAAACUUGGCCUCACACAGUCUCCUUCAUCACCUGGACCCUCAGGGACUGCCGUCACACCUGUUCCCUCUGAAACAUCUGUUUCAACUCUCCCCUCAGAUCCAGAGGAUGCUGGUCAGGAUGAUGGUGAAGAAGAGACGGCUGUUGACUACCAAAAUGUCCCGGGUUAUCAACAUGUGGACCAGCUGGCAGAAUAUCUGGUGGAUCUCCGGGCCCACACAGCCCUCAGCCUGACCAACCAGGAAGCCAACACCAUUAUUGCUCUUUGGCAGAACCUGGAUGACCGGGACAAGGAACGGGUGGUGUAUGACAGUCGAUGCCGAAAGAGACUGCUGAGUGGACGCUUCAAAGUCCCGAAGAGGCCCACUCACCCUGGUGUAGAGAGCACCACCAGAUGUGUGCUGGGUGCAAGCAGCUCACCUGCUCAGUGGCCUGACUGUUGCCGUCUGGUGGAGACCAUCUUCAUCAGACUUUGCACUGUCCACCCAAGCCCUAAAAGAAAAGGCAAGGGAGCCCUGUCAAGAUGGUCUCUGAUCCUGCAAGACUAUCGCAGGAUAAGGCAGCUUGUACUGGGCAACAGCUUGGUGAUGGGAGGAACAUCGAUGCAGCUGGUGGAGGUUAACCAGAACACCCUGAUUCAGUGGUAUAACAGAAGACAGAAAAAGCAGGAGCUGUCUGUGCUGCUUCAGGGUAUUCAGUUGCCUCAGCCCCUCCCUGAAGCUCCAGAGCCUCUCCAGGUUGCCAAACGUCUACGGACUGAGCCAGAACAACCAGGGGAGCAGCACCAGUACAAGCUACCAGAGAGCACAGCUGGUCAGGCAAAGCAGAGGCAGACUUCUGUUGGGCGACCCCCUCUCAGACCCAAGGCACCAGCGCAGAGUCAGAUGUUGCUGACACCAUCAGCACCUGGAGCAUCACUGCAGAUGGUCCCAAAUAUACUCAUACCAUCAGCACCAGGUUUCCAGGGUGUGCCAAUGUUUCAGGGUGUGCCAAUGAUCCAGGGAGUUCAAAUGAUCCAGGGUAUCCCAAUGGUCCAGGGGAUGCAAAUGAUACAGCCACUGUUACAGCCAACAGCUGUACAGGGCACUCGCUUACCCGCUGCACCAGCUGCCCAUCCAGACGCCAUGCCCAAGAGACCCUACAGGAGAACAGUUGCGGCCAACACUUGCAAAAAAUGUGGGCAAUAUAAAACAAGUGCAACAGGUCAUAGCCAGUACAGGGGCAGGGUGUACUGCCCACAGACUGAGACUGUUACAAAAGAGGACCUGAAGUGGGACAAUCACAUUGACUCCAUUGUGAAAAAGGCCCAGCAGAGACUGUACUUCCUUCGCCAGCUGAGGAAGUUCAACUUGCCACAGGAGCUGCUGAUUCAGUUCUACUCAGCCGUCAUUGAGUCUGUCUUAUGCACUUCCAUCACUGUCUGGUUUGGUUCAGCUACCAAAUCAGACAUCAGGAGACUACAACGGACAGUCCAGACUGCGGAGAGGAUUAUUGGUGCCCCCCUGCCAAACCUCCAGGACCUGUACUCUUCCAGAGUGAGGAAGAGAGCAGGUAAAAUCAUCACAGACUCCACUCACCCUGGACACCACCUAUUUGAACUGUUACCGUCAAGACGGCGACUCAGAUCACUGGCCACUAGAACAUCUCGGCACAGGAACAGUUUCUUCCCACAGGCCAUAUCCCUCCUGAACAGUUAA
This is a messenger RNA of Rhinichthys klamathensis goyatoka, 4363 nucleotides long. RefSeq lists its product as uncharacterized. Lineage: Eukaryota; Metazoa; Chordata; Actinopteri; Cypriniformes; Leuciscidae. The coding region runs from base 50 to 4363 and encodes 1437 amino acids. The record is from RefSeq and is a predicted model, not a curated record. Gene Ontology annotation, molecular function: methyltransferase activity; 2-oxoglutarate-dependent dioxygenase activity. The transcript has 11 exons.